CUGUACUGUGUCAGCAGUCUCUGGUCAUCUCCUGUACUGUGUCCGCAGUCUCUGGUCAUCCCCUGUACUGUGUCCGCAGUCUCUGGUCAUCCCCUGUACUGUGUCCGCAGUCUCUGGUCAUCCCCUGUACUGUGUCCGCAGUCUCUGGUCAUCUCCUGUACUGUGUCCGCAGUCUCUGGUCAUCUCCUGUACUGUGUCCGCAGUCUCUGGUCAUCUCCUGUAGUGUGUCCGCAGUCUCUGGUCAUCUCCUGUAGUGUGUCCGCAGUCUCUGGUCAUCUCCUGUAUGUGUCCGCAGUCUCUGGUCAUCUCCUGUAGUGUGUCCGCAGUCUCUGGUCAUCUCCUGUACUGUGUCCGCAGUCUCUGGUCAUCUCCUGUACUGUGUCCGCAGUCUCUGGUCAUCUCCUGUACUGUGUCCGCAGUCUCUGGUCAUCUCCUGUACUGUGUCCGCAGUCUCUGGUCAUCUCCUGUACUGUGUCCGCAGUCUCUGGUCAUCUCCU
This is a messenger RNA of Staurois parvus, 497 nucleotides long. The record is from the annotation of a GenBank genome assembly. NCBI's taxonomy places the organism in Eukaryota, Metazoa, Chordata, Amphibia, Anura, Ranidae.